AAAAAUUCACAUACACUUAUAAAGUUUUUAUCAUAAUCCCAACUAAAGAAUCCGAACAUGAAGUUGACCAAGAGCUGUGAGUUACAAGUCAACAAUGAUGUGGAUUAUUGCAGAGCAGAAAUAACAACGACAGACACGACUUCCCCCACAGCAUUCUGUUUCGAUUUUGGCGUGGACGAAAGUUCUGCUGGGUAUGCCUCGGCAGUCGUCGAUAAUAAGAGUAUGACAUCAAUUGUGCGGGACAUAAUUGAGGAGACGAUGUCGGAUGACAGCAAACGGAAGUCAGAAUCUCAUGAAAGGCAGAAUUGGAAAGUGAAGCGCAAAUCCCAAAAAGAGUCCAGACCGCAACAGAUGAUGCACUGUUGCGAAACUCUCGCCUUCAGCACACAAGGUGUAUUCAACAUGGGUUCUAUCGAGAAGUUCAAGUUGAACAGACAGUCAACAUUACCACAAUCCCUUCCAACAGAUGAUAUUCUUCAAAAAGUGCAAAGAUCAAAAAGGUUAUCGCUGAGAAAAUUUAUGUUUAAACAUUUGACGGAUCGAAAAGAUAAAUACAGUUAUAAGUACGAAGAAGGUUCAUCGCACGACCUUGUGACGGAAGUACCCCUCAAAGGUUCAUCUCACAACGUUUUAACGCUCAAAGGAUGUUGAUGUAUAAAAUUAGUUUCUAUAAUGAGACAACGAACGAUCAUUGUCUUUCAUAAAUAAAAAUCGUAUUGCAA
Messenger RNA from Sphaeroforma arctica JP610, 722 nucleotides. RefSeq lists its product as hypothetical. Bases 58 to 651 code for a protein of 197 amino acids. Lineage: Eukaryota; Ichthyosporea; Ichthyophonida. The record is from RefSeq and is a predicted model, not a curated record. The transcript is spliced from 2 exons.